Molecule: messenger RNA, 1366 nt
Organism: Rhopalosiphum padi (bird cherry-oat aphid)
Lineage: Eukaryota; Metazoa; Arthropoda; Insecta; Hemiptera; Aphididae
Exons: 8
Coding region: 74-1135 (353 amino acids)
Source: RefSeq, a predicted model, not a curated record
UUAAUACCACUAAUUGUGUGUUAUAUUAUAACUAUAAACUAAAUUAUAUUAUAUGAUUCGCUAAAAAUAUAAAAUGAAAUAUUUUAUAUUACUUAUGAGUUUAGUUCUUCGAAUAGAAUGGAACACUUGUGAUGGCACAGCAGAACUUGGAAUAGCACCAUGUACGUAUUUAGGUGAAUAUGAUGUCUAUGGAUACUACUGUCCAAAAGAAGUCAUGGACCCUUCUUCAGCAACAAAUUGUACUUCAUUUGUUUAUAAUGCUGGAGUAUUAUUGGAUGAUGAAUCUGCAAAUGAUUUGAAUACAUUUGAUGAUUAUAAUGUACAGUGGCUUUUAUACACGAAUAAACCACUGUAUUUAUAUAUUAAAUAUGAAAAGUCGAAAUGUUUGACAAAUGAUAAAGAUAAUACAACCCACAAUAUAAAUAAUAUAAAACACCUUUUAGAUAAAUACAAUAUAACGGGGUUUAUUCUAUAUACUUUAGAAUUGAAUUUAACCAAUAAUUGUGAUGACAACUUAAAACAAUAUGCUAAUAUAGUAAAACAAAAUACUUCUUGUCAAAUUGGAUUAUAUGUGAAUGCAAGAAACAUGAUAGAUAAUACUAACAAUGCAACGGCCACGGGUUGGUUUGAUUUUAAGAAGUUGAAUGGUCUUAUGGAAUAUUAUAUAAUUGGAUUUGGAAUGUUUAAUCCAUGUAAUGAUCUGUUUAAAGGUGGAAUUGUUCCGUUGAAUAAUAGCAAUUAUUCCUUGACAACAUUUGCAAAUGCUUUGAACAAAUCAAAGAUUGCCAAGGAUAAAAUGUAUCUUCUAUUUUCAGUAAAUCCAGAUGUUAAUGACACAUCGACCGAAGAUCUAUACACUUGCUGUGUGACAUAUCAAAAAUAUUGUGAAAAUGACCACUAUAAUAGAUAUUGGUGUGCUGAUAAUGCUGAUUCAUUAUAUCAAAAAGGUAAAUUUGCGAAAGACAUACAUGCAAAAGGAAUAGUAAUAAGAUAUAUUGAUACAAUUGACCGAGCUGCAACAUGUGAUUGUAAUAAUCAAGAUAAGUUUAUAUCAUUGUCGAUGAUGUUACGUGGUUUUUUAAGUGAAGACCCUAUCAAAGACUGCGCCAAGUUAAAUAAUAUUACUGAUACAUAAAUAGUUAUAUUCAUCUAUUAUAAUAUUCAUUGAUCAUAAUAGCAAUUAAUUUGUUAUAGCUAAAUACAUAUAUUCAUUUGUAUAACAACCGAUUACUUUUAUUCAAAUGAGUAGUAAAUAAAAUUAUGAUCGCUUACGUAAGCAUGGGCGUCAUCAUUAUUUAUUUAUAUAUUAUAUAAAAAUAUAAGCUCAGAGUUGUCUGAAAAAUUUCUUAAGAAAAUUUAACAGCAU